This is a messenger RNA of Nematolebias whitei (Rio pearlfish), 1669 nucleotides long. RefSeq names its product anthrax toxin receptor 2-like. Lineage: Eukaryota; Metazoa; Chordata; Actinopteri; Cyprinodontiformes; Rivulidae. Gene Ontology annotation, molecular function: signaling receptor activity. The record is from RefSeq and is a predicted model, not a curated record. Gene Ontology annotation, cellular component: membrane. Bases 166 to 1611 code for a protein of 481 amino acids. The transcript is spliced from 17 exons.
AGCUGUGCGUCCUGCUCCGGUCACCACCUCCCUGUCAGCUGCUCCUCUCCCCCUCAAAACAGCAGAGCUCCAACAUGUGAGCAGCCGGACUGAAGCAUGAUUUUUGCUGUGGAUGUUUCAUGGUGGAUGCAUAAAUAAUCUCUGCGGGGAUGUAACGCAUGGAUUAUGGGUCGGGUCUGGGUAUGUUGGUGCCAAAUCCUGCUGCUUGCUCUGCGCGUUUGCGGGAGUUCUGAAGAGGAAGACGCGUCCUGCGAUGGAGUCUUUGAUAUCUAUUUUGUUUUGGACAGAUCAGGCAGCGUGUGGGGACACUGGAAUGAGAUCUAUGAGUUUGUGGAGCAGCUCACUAGCAGGUUUGUCAGCCCCAGGAUGAGAGUCUCCUACGUUGUCUUCUCAGCCCAGGCUGCUGUAGUACUUCCUUUAACUGGAGACAGAUCUAAAAUAGAUGAGGGUCUUAACGAGCUGAGACAAAUCAAUCCUGCUGGGGAAACCUACAUGCACGAAGGUUUGAAAGCGGUGUCAGAACAGAUGAAGAUACAGUCGUCCUCCUCAUCCAGCAUUAUUAUCGUACUGACUGAUGGGAAGCUGGACAUUUACCUCUAUGAACUCAGUGUACAGGAGGCUGACAAGGCCCGAACGUUUGGAGCCAGAGUGUUUUGUGUUGGAGUAAUGGACUUCGACCCCACGCAGCUGGCGGAGAUCGCAGACGGCACAGAGCAAGUGUUUCCAGUCAUGUCCGGCUUCUAUGCCCUCAAAGAUAUUGUUAAAAAGGUCCUCCAGCAGUCGUGCAGUCAAGUGUUCACAAUAGAGCCUUCCAGUGUUUGUGUCAACGAGUCAUUUAACGUGGUGUUGAGGGGCACUGGGUUUAGUGGAUCCAAGAGGACAGACAACAUCCUCUGUGUCCUUUCUGCCAAUGAACUACUUUACAAUGAGAAGCCAACAGUAGUUCGAGACGGCUAUCUGCUGUGUCCCGCUCCCCGUCUGCACGAAGUUGGACAAUCAGUUGAAGUGCUGGUUAGCCUGAACAAUGGGAAAUCUUACAUCUCUGGUCCAGUAACUAUACAUGCAACUACAUGUUCAGAUGGGACCUGGGUGCUGUGGCUGCUGUUGGCUCUGCUGCUCUUACUGGCUCUGGGUUUACUCUGGUGGUUCUGGCCCCUUUGCUGCACUGUGGUCAUCAGAGACCCACCCCCGUCUCGCCCACCUCCUCCACCUCCCAUCAUUGAGCCAGAGGAGGAGCCUUUCCCUAAACACAAGUGGCCGACAGUGGACGCCUCGUACUACGGAGGGAGGGGUGCUGGAGGGAUCAAACGCAUGGAGGUGCGAUGGGGGCAGAAGGGCUCCACAGAGGAGGGGUCGCGACUAGAAAAAGCCAGAAACGCUGUAGUCACUAUGCCGGACGAAGUGGAGGAGCCCAUCAUUCCUCGACCCCCACCAAGACCUCCUCCAGUCUACAACCCCCCAUCCCAGUCCAAAUGGUACACUCCCAUCAAGGGGCGUUUUGAUGCACUGCUGGCCUUACUGAGGAGACAGUACGACAGAGUGGCAAUCAUGAGGCCGACACCUCAGGACAAGGGUCGCUGCAUCAGCUUCACCAGAGUUCAGUCUCACUGACGUGAAAACACGAGGAUCAUCUUCUCUUCCAGAUACGAACGUCAAGCAUUUUGUGUUU